AUGGCGAUUUUGCUCGGCUGGAAAGACGUCUUACGACCCAUACGCGAUGGCUAUCGACACCUUUUCCCCGCUCCAGACACUGGUCCAACACCUGAGGAGCGUCAACGGCAACGCGCUGUCGAUCAGUUAAAAGGCUUCGCCUAUUUCGACACCUUCGAACAGCUGGAAGUGUGGACUGAAGCUGACUCUGACCCUCUCCAACGAGCCAACACGCCUUUGUUAGUGCGUAGUGUCAGUCGAAGAGACGGCUUGGGCAAGGCUAAUGUCCUGCUCUGCCACGAUCAUGCGGGAAAUUACCAUGAUUACGAGGGAGUCUCGAGUACUGGGUUGGAAGACGAAGAGUAUGCAUGUGAAUAUAUGCAAUUUUUCGAAACCUUCAUCUACUUUUCCCACAAACUCGUGUGCGUCCCGCCACCAACCUGGACCAACGCACUUCAUCGCAACGGAGCGAAGGCGCUAGGCACAAUACUGAUGGAGCCGCAAACACCUGACUCUGAAAAGCUGUUACAAUACGGUGACGAUGGUUUAUCUUUUCCGCUGGCGAGGAAGCUCGCAGACAUUGCAAAGCACUACGGGUUCGAUGGCUGGCUUGUGAACAUUGAGAAGCCAUUUCCAACAACGAGCUGGAACGCAGACAUCUUAAGAGCCUUCCUUCGUCAGUUGAAGUCAGAUUUGGGAACUGAAAAGGAGCUCAUUUGGUAUGACGCAUUGACAACCUCCAACAAGGUCUCUUAUCAGAAUGCUCUGAGCGCACCAAAUCUCCCAUUCGCACAAGCUUGCGGCAGCAUCCUAACCAACUACUGUUGGAAAGAGAGUGAUGCAGUCAACUCGGUGCACAAAGCCUUGCAAGAUAACCUGUCGUUGCGAAAGGUUUACUUUGGUGUAGACGUCUGGGCACAGAAUACCACCAAGCUCUCGCAUCCACGUAUUACGUAUCCUGAGUACACCGGCGGUGGUACCAACACCGGCGUCGCAGUAGCCAAGCUUGCGGAACUAGGACUCUCAGCUGGCGUCUUCGCACCGGCGUGGACCUUUGAACAUUUCCCUGGCCAUGGCAAAAAUGUCGAGCGGACAAUGUGGGAGGGAAAAGAGCUUCCGGAAGACAUCGGCUGCUCAUGCGGCGACUGUAAGAAGCGCCACCGCGCGAAUAGUGCAACGCCAAUCGCCAGAUUCGCAAGACAGUACAGUGCUGGCUCUGAAGCGUUCUUUUUCACGGAUUUUAGUCGUGCGUUCCACACACACGAAGAGAGAGAGGGACGCGUUUUAUUCGAUGGCUUGAAAAUGCACGCGCAACUCGGGUCACAGUCAGUCUUGCCUCUGGACGGGACGUCAGUCUCCUCGACAGCAUUGCGGCACAGACUGGAAGACCUCCCCGGUCGAACGCAACUUUUGAUUGAAACCCACAGCAGUCUUUUACCGUCGACCAGAUGCAUGGCUUGCUUCGAUCAUCAUCGGGUUUUGCCAUUGUUCAAACUCGACAUGUCAGUAGACAGCUCGCUACAGCUCAGAGUAUCUUUUCGAGAUCUUACGGAUGGAAAAUUAUCUUUCUACGUGAGGACUUCUGGUACCCAGCAUCGUUUCCCGGUCCAUACCACUCGUAACACAUACGUCCUCGAUACCAUGAUUGAAGUCGCUCCUUCUUCGAUGCCGUGCCCUCGUUUAGAGGAGCUUGGUGUAUACGUAGAUGCAUUCGAGGCUACGGGCGCUACACGACUUGCAGAGGUGGACUCCAUCUGCAUCAAGCGCGUCACUUCUAAUGCAUCACUCCAGACCCAUAACAUCUACAACAUCCGUAUUUCCGCCCUUGGCGAAGGAGAUACACUCCAUUCGAGAAUCAACUGGAGUCAUACUUCCAGUAGCCGGCUGAUGGACGGCAUGCCAUUCAGUGACGUAACAGGACCUUUCUCAUACUUUGCAGUACAUAUCGAUGGUCUGGAUCUGGGAAGAUCGUAUGCGGCAGAACACAUACUCUCGGCUUCUUUGCUGGACCAAAUGGCCGAGCGUAAAGUGUCCGCAAAGAUCACAGGUAUAGGCUUUGAUUGGCAGGUGCUUGCAAGCGCAAGCACCACGCUGCAAUUUUAA
Messenger RNA from Ascochyta rabiei, 2082 nucleotides. RefSeq names its product Mannosyl-glycoprotein endo-beta-N-acetylglucosaminidase. Bases 1 to 2082 code for a protein of 693 amino acids. Gene Ontology annotation, cellular component: cytoplasm. Gene Ontology annotation, molecular function: mannosyl-glycoprotein endo-beta-N-acetylglucosaminidase activity. Gene Ontology annotation, biological process: protein deglycosylation. NCBI's taxonomy places the organism in Eukaryota, Fungi, Ascomycota, Dothideomycetes, Pleosporales, Didymellaceae. The record is from RefSeq and is a predicted model, not a curated record. The transcript has 2 exons.